Molecule: messenger RNA, 1797 nt
Organism: Microthlaspi erraticum
Lineage: Eukaryota; Viridiplantae; Streptophyta; Magnoliopsida; Brassicales; Brassicaceae
Source: the annotation of a GenBank genome assembly
AUGAAGAACAAUAACAACAAAUCUUCUUCUUCUUCUAGCUAUGAUUCUUCUUUGUCUCCUUCUUCUUCAUCUUCUUCCCACCAGAACUGGCUCUCCUUUUCUCUCUCCAACAACACCAACUUUAACUCUUCCUCCUCAAACCCUAAUCUCACUUCCUCCACAUCAGAUCAUCAUCAUCCUCACCCUUCACACCUUUCUCUCUUCCAAGCUUUCUCCACAUCCCCAGUCCAACGACAAGAUGAGUCACCCGGAGUUUCCACCGACGAUGCGACGGCAGUUCUUUCCAAUUACCCCGGCGGUCCAAAACUCGAAAAUUUUCUCGGCGGCGGAGCCACAACGACCACGACGACAACAAGACCAAUGCAACAAGUGCAAUCUCUCGGCGGCGUUGUCUUCUCUUCCGACCUUCAAACACCAACUCAUCCUCCGUCCGCCGCUGAGAUCUAUGACUCUGAGCUUAAAUCAAUAGCCGCUAGCUUCCUCGGAAACUACUCCGGUGGACACUCAUCCGAAGUCUGUAGCGGACAAAAGCUACAACAUAACCCUCUAGUUGUCCCAGAAGUUUCGCCUCCAAAGAAGAAUGUAGAGAGCUUCGGUCAACGCACUUCAAUAUAUAGAGGUGUCACAAGGCAUAGAUGGACUGGAAGAUACGAAGCUCAUCUAUGGGAUAAUAGUUGCCGAAGAGAAGGUCAAAGCAGAAAAGGAAGACAAGGUGGUCAUGGCCAAAAUCUAACGUCGCUUUUUAUGUUGUUGUUUUGGCUCUGUGACGUGAAAUCAUUACCCAACCGUGGACGAUCUGAAAUUUAUAAUGAUUUUAAUUGGUCUGCAGUUUAUUUAGGUGGUUAUGACAAGGAAGACAAAGCAGCUAGAGCUUACGAUCUUGCAGCUCUCAAGUAUUGGGGUCCUACAACCACGACUAACUUCCCGAUAUCAAAUUACGAAUCUGAACUUGAGGAGAUGAAGCACAUGACUCGACAAGAGUUCGUUGCUUCUCUAAGACGGAAAAGCAGUGGAUUCUCUAGGGGUGCCUCCAUGUACAGAGGUGUCACCAGACAUCAUCAGCAUGGUCGAUGGCAGGCACGAAUCGGAAGAGUCGCAGGGAACAAAGACCUUUACCUUGGCACAUUUAGCACUCAAGAGGAGGCAGCAGAGGCUUAUGAUAUAGCAGCGAUUAAGUUCCGUGGACUUAAUGCGGUAACAAACUUUGAUAUCAGCCGGUACGAUGUCAAAUCCAUCGCUACUUGUAAUCUCCCCGUGGGAGGACUAAUGCCUAAACCGUCGCCAGCAACCGUAGCUUCCGACAAAAACGUUGAUCAGUCUCCAACCGAGCCUCCGUCACUGACCACACCGUCGCUCACCUUCAAUGUAGCAACACCGGUCCAUGACCACGGAGGAGCAUUUUUCCACACUGGAAUACCGAUCAAACCAGACCCGGCUGAUCAUUACUGGUCUAAUGUUUUCGGGUUCCAGCCAAACCAGAAAGCUGAGAUCCGACCAGUAGCAACCUUUGGGUCCGAUCUUCACAACCCUUCUCCAGGUUUUGCUCUAAUGCCGGUGAUGCAAGACGGAGGAAACAACUUUGGUGGUGGUUUUGUCGAAGCAGAAGGGUAUAACAGUCAUUCCUCUGCAUCGAGUCCUGUCUCGGCAAUUCCGCUUUCUUCGACAGGGACAAUAGGUAACGGUAACGAAGGGUUUGGUGGGAACAUGAACUGGAUGAACAACAACAUUUCAAGUUCUUACCAAACCGCAAAGUCAAACCUCUCUGUUUUACAGACACCGGUUUUUGGAUUGGAGUGA